UAUAAAUAAUAUUUGCGUCUGUACUUGUAUGUGUAAUGAAGAAUAAAUAUGGUAGAAAAAAGAAAGUAAAAGAAUUAGGAAACAUAGGCAAGAGAUGAAUAAGAAAAAGGAGGAAAGGGAAGUGCUGGGAAUUGAAGGAAUGAACGGGAAUGGGAAAGGGGAAAAGCCGGGAAAGACUUGAAUAAGACGAAAUGACAGCCGUUUAUUUGACGAUGCAAUAAAUACACAGGUAGCCCAAUAUAUCAAAUGAGGGAGACUGAAAGAUAGUCUCGCAGAGUAAUAAUAGCCGAAACCGAUUUUACUCCGACUUUGGAACAGCCAGUGAUUAAUUAUUUAUAAUUAAACUACUAUCGCACCAAAUAAGGGAAUUAAUUAGAAUGAUUGACAGCUAAUUAUGACGUCAUAAUCGCGCGCGAUGACGUUUAUUUAAUUAGAAACAAUUUGCGCGGAAAUCAUUUUAAUCUGACCACACUCGAGACAAGACUAUCCAACAAAUUUUUUGAAAGAAUUCGAAAAUGGCCCGAGCAAAAUCCAGAAAGGGAAGUGCAAAGAGGGCAAGAAAGGUUGCUGUGACGACCGACAUGAUUGUGAAAGCAGUUGAAGCCCUUGGAAGUCGUGCGGGAUCAAACUACAAGGAGAUCUUCAAGUAUCUCCAGAACAACUCCAACAUCCGCGCGUCUUCAGCGUUGGCUGUCAAAGUUGCUAUUUCUCGAGGAGUCAAGACCGGUGCGCUAAUCAAGCGUGGUACUUUUUUUAAAGUUCCAAUAGCAGCUGCUGCUAAACGACCGACUAAAAGACGACGAAGGUCAGCAAAGCGCAAGGGAAGAAAGACUGCCAAGAAAGGAAGAGGAAGAAGAGCGCGCAAGGCUUCGGUCAAGAGAAUCACCAAAAAAUCCAAGGCCAAAUCAAGACGCCGAAAGGGAAGGAAGGCAAGGAAACCAAGAGCUGGAACAAAGCCCAGAAAAUCGAAAGCGUUUACCAAGCGAUCAAAAACGAGGCGCAGGACUCCUACCAAGAGAAGAGUUUCCAAAGCGCGACCAAAGUCAAGAGGAAAGUCUGGACGCCGCCGCCGUUAAAUGCCUGCAYGACAACGAACUUUUAACUCAAACUUAAUCUCUCUGUUGCUUUUUACCAGGAAUAUCUAUAUUGGAUCUUGAAAGGAAAAUGUUGUCAAGAAAACUUAUUGUUGGAAAAAGAAUAAAGGCAUAGGAAUACUAUGUUGUUAGUUAACGUUUUCAUAACUAAAGUAGACUUGAAGGAAGGAAGAAAGAGAAAGAUAGAGGGGAAAAACAGGGGAUAAAAGGAAAUGGAAAACGAAGAUAAGGAGAAGAAAAAU
Messenger RNA from Actinia tenebrosa (Australian red waratah sea anemone), 1336 nucleotides. RefSeq lists its product as uncharacterized. Gene Ontology annotation, cellular component: nucleosome. The record is from RefSeq and is a predicted model, not a curated record. Gene Ontology annotation, molecular function: structural constituent of chromatin; DNA binding. Lineage: Eukaryota; Metazoa; Cnidaria; Anthozoa; Actiniaria; Actiniidae. Gene Ontology annotation, biological process: nucleosome assembly.